Kogia breviceps (pygmy sperm whale) is the source of this 832-nucleotide messenger RNA. The record is from RefSeq and is a predicted model, not a curated record. Lineage: Eukaryota; Metazoa; Chordata; Mammalia; Artiodactyla; Physeteridae.
AUGCUGGGCAAUAAUGUAAAUAUCACAGAGAGUUCUUGGAACAAAAGCAGCAGGAAAAGGCCACUGAACCUGACCAUCUGUGACUUUCAAAGCAAACAUUACAGUGAAGAGGCAAGCAUAGAACCAGAUGAUCAGAAUGAGAGGGUGCAAGAGGAAGCAACUCCCACAGCUGCCUCCCCCCUUCCCUUGCAGAAAUCUGAUGGUGAAUGGGAUAUUGACAGAACUUGCUUCAAUCAAGUUAUUGAGAGGGACAAGAACACCAGACAGAUAAGUCUGGAAACAGGAAAGGAAAAGCCCAGAGUACAAACAGAAAAAUCGAGAAGCGUAGAGUUGGUGGGGUGGGAUGAACCGUGCUCCCAGUGGAAGCAGAGGAGCCCAGCGGGAACCAUGGUAGUUCCCAUGGUAGCGGGAACCAGUACAGUGGUAGUAGCUGGACUGAUCAUUGCUGCUGCAGGAUUUGCAGGCUGUUACGCUUUGCAAGCCAUGAAGCAUGUGGAGCCUCAAGCGAAACAAAUUUUUCAUCUACCAAAAUCUGCCUUCAGUGGUGGCUAUUACAGAGGUGGGUUUGAAACCAAAAUGACAAAAUGGGAAGCAGCAUUAAUACUAGGUGUAAGCCCUACUGCCAAUAAGGGAAAAAUAAGAGAUGCUCAUUGGAGAAAUAUGCUUUUAAAUCACCCAGACAAGGGAGGAUCUCCUUAUAUAGCAGCCAAAAUCAAUGAAGCUAAAGAUUUACUAGAAGGUCAAGCUAAAAAAUGAAGUAAAUGUAUGAUGAAUUUUAAGUUCCUACUCAUUUAUGUAUAUGAGUACCAGCUUUUUAUAAUAAAAUGCCUCA